This is a messenger RNA of Orbicella faveolata, 1048 nucleotides long. RefSeq names its product superoxide dismutase [Cu-Zn]-like. Gene Ontology annotation, molecular function: copper ion binding. Gene Ontology annotation, biological process: superoxide metabolic process. NCBI's taxonomy places the organism in Eukaryota, Metazoa, Cnidaria, Anthozoa, Scleractinia, Merulinidae. The record is from RefSeq and is a predicted model, not a curated record.
UGCAUACCCAAUUUAUUCAAAUAGAGUGCAAGCAAUGUUUUGUGCGCCACUUCGUUAGUUAUCCGACUGAGUCACAUCAGCUUUACGUCUCACUACAAAGGGGGAUAUCAAAAUGCUGUUGUUUGCCUUGGUGUUGAUGAUGCUAGCAACAGCUGCUGAAAGGAUUCCUGUUGAAGAAGGUCUUAAAGAUGAAACCGUGACAGCUUUCAGUUUCAUCACCCGUAACUCUAAGCCUCCUCCGGGCACAUCAACACCUGUGAAGGGAACCGUCAAGAUGAUUCAACGGGUAGGAUGUGGAAACAUCACUAUGAUGAUGGUACACAUUUCGGGUCUGACUCCUUACUCGCCGCACGGCUUCCAUAUCCAUCAGUAUGGAGACAUUUAUACCGACGGGUGUCAGAGUACCGGAGGUCAUUACAAUCCGUUUAAUCAAACCCAUGGGGCGCCUACGGACAAGAUACGUCAUGUUGGAGACUUAGGAAACCUGGAAACAGACGUGAAUGGAGAGAUUAACGCAGAGAUUGAGGACCGCUUUGUGUCCCUGGUCGGACCUUACACAGUUAUUGGAAGAGCUUUUGUGAUUCAUCAGAAACGAGAUGACCUGGGUCGAGGCACUGGACCAGCGAGAAACGAGAGCUUGAAAACUGGCAACGCGGGCGCUCGCUUGGGAUGCGGUGUCAUCAUCGAUUCAACCUUCCUUUCAAAAAUGAAGUGUUCUGUUCCUCAUUGUGGCUUGUAAUUCUUAUCUAAGCCACAAAAUAUUAAUAGACCAAUCUCGACAUAUCAAAAUUCUCAUUUUAGGGGACAAAAGGGAAAAAAUAUAUUUUUUCCUGCAACUUGGAUGUGAUUUUUUAUUUCCUGAAGCGUAAGGGCCAAGUUAGAAUUCUACUAUGUCGAAAUUAGCCAAAUUUUUUGUGGAUCAUCAAAAGAACAAUUAACUUAAAAACUGGCUGAAAUUAGUACAACAACGAAUCUCUUCUCAAGAAAGAGGUUAUUGAAGAUACAACUCCAUGGAGUUGCACGAAUAAAGAAACGUCAAUUAAUUUGA